AGUCAGAGAAACACUGUUCGUUGUGUAUUUUAUUUGAAACGCAUUGAAUGUUUUCUCUGUAAACGGAUACCAUGAGGAUGCAUUGAUGCCGCGGUCCAGUAUCGACGGAGGUCGUUUUGAUUUCAGGACACGUUUUGGUAACGAAGUUGAGUAGCUAGCUGUAGCUCGCUUGUUCCCUUCAAGUUUUCCCAAGGCUGCAGAGCGAAUUCCCAGUUUACUAUUUAGCUAAGCCAGCCAUCAUGGCGAGGCGGGCAAUGGAAGGAUCUGAGAUUUUAACCUGUAUCACUUCCUCGGUUUGGUAUAAGAACUCUCAACUUCAUUGGAAUAAAGAUAAACUUCAUACUUGGAGCUUCUUAACGUUCUGUACGCUUAUAUGCUGUGGAUUUUGUGGUGCAGACAAUGAGUUUUCGAUCUUGGAAGAAGCACAAGUUUUAGCAGUUCAAAUGAAAAAGCUGUCCUCGCAGGAGCUGGGAGUUUUCACUAUGCAGAGAAUCUUCAACUCCUUUGUGUACACCGAAAAGACUUCAAAUGGAGAGACAGAAGUACAACAGCUGGCGAAAAAGAUACGUGAGAAGUUCAACCGGUACCUGGACGUGGUGAAUAGAAACAAGCAAGUGGUGGAGGCAUCUUACACAGCCCACCUGACCUCCCCACUGACUGCCAUCCAGGACUGCUGUACCAUUCCUCCUUCUAUGAUGGACUUCGAUGGCAAUUUCAACACAAAUGUCUCCAAAACCAUCUGCUGUGACCGCCUGUCCCCCACUGUCAACAGUCGAGCGUUUAACCCAGGCCGGGACCUCAAUUCAGUUCUUGCCGACAACCUGAAGUCCAACCCUGGGAUCAAGUGGCAGUAUUUCAGCUCGGAGGAGGGGAUAUUCACUGUGUUCCCAGCCCACAAGUUCCACUGCAAAGGGACCUAUGAGCAUCGGAGCAGGCCCGUGUAUGUGUCAGCGGUAAGGCCACAGUCCAAGCACAUCGUGGUGAUCAUCGACCAUGGUGCCUCGGUCACCGACACCCAGCUCCAAAUCGCCCGGGAUGCCGCCCUGGUCAUUCUCAACUCCAUCGACGAACAUGAUAAGAUCUCAGUUCUGACAGUGGCUGACACAGUGCGGUCCUGCUCCUUAGACCAGUGCUACAAGACCUUCCUGUCCCCGGCCACCAGUGAGACCAAGAGGAAGAUGGCUUCCUUCAUCAGUAACGUCAAGGCCUCCGACAGCCCCACCCAGCAUUCCCAGGGCUUCCAGAAAGCCUUCCAGCUCCUCAGGAACACCAGCAACGUCACCAGACAGCAGACCAACACCGACAUGGUGAUAAUCUACCUGUCCUCGGGCGUGACUUCAGCAGACCCCUCCGAUAGUGAGAAGAGAGAGACACUCAGCGUGGUGAAGGAAGAGAACCGUCACCUCAACAACUCUGUCAUGAUCCUCACCUACGCACUCAUGAAUGAGGGGGUGACUGGUCUGAAGGAACUGGCAUUCUUGAGGGACUUGGCGGAGCAGAACUCUUUAAAGUACGGAAUGCCGGAUCGCUCCGCCUUGCCAGUUGUCAAGGGCAGCAUGAUGGUACUCAAUCAGCUGAGCAACCUGGAGACCAGCGUGGGUCGCUUCUACAUCAACUUGCCCAACCGCAUGAUCGACAUGGCCAGGUUCAGCCUGCCCUACACUGACCCUAUGGGGGACGGUUUCAUCAUGACCGUGAGCCGCCCAUGCUAUUUUGGUAACCUGCUGCUUGGAGUCGUGGGCGUUGAUGUAAACCUGGCUUACAUCUUGGAAGACGUGACCUACUACCAAGAUUCUCUGGCGUCUUACACCUUCCUCAUUGACAAUAAAGGCUACACCCUCAUGCACCCAUCACUCACCCGGCCCUAUCUGAUGACCGAAGCCCCUCUGCACACUGACGUCAUCCACUACGAGAAUAUCCCAGGGUUCCCGCUGGUCAGGCAGAACAUUCUCAGCCUGCCUCUGGGCAGCCAGGUCAUCACCGUGCCUGUGAACUCCUCCCUCUCCUGGCACAUGAACCGCCUGCGAGACCCCAGCCGAGAGGCCUACAACGUCAGCUACGCCUGGAAACUGGUCCAGGACACCUCCUUCAUCCUGUGCAUAGUCUAUGUCCAGCCCGAGAUCCCGGUCAAGCACCUGAAGAACCUCAACACCGUCCCCAGUAGCAAGCUCCUAUACCACCGCUUGGACCUCCUUGGGCAGCCUAGCUCCUGCCUGCAUUUCAAGCAGCUUGCUACAGUUGAGAGCCCCACGGUGAUGCUGUCAGCCGGAAGCUUCUCCUCCCCCUAUGAGCACCUCAGUCAGCCGGAGACCAAGCGCAUGGUGGAGCACUACACCGCCUACCUCAGCGACAACACGCGCCUCAUCGCCAACCCUGGGCUGAAGUCGUCUGUCAGAAAUGAAGUAAUGGCUACCAGUCACGUAACCGAUGAAUGGAUGACACAAAUGGAAAUGAGUAGCCUGAACAGCUACAUUGUGCGUCGUUACAUAGCAACGCCCAAUGGGGUGCUGCGGAUUUACCCAGGCUCUCUCAUGGAUAAAGCCUUCGACCCCACCAGGAGACAAUGGUACCUGCAUGCCGUGGCCAACCCUGGCCUCAUCACCUUUACUGGCCCGUACCUGGAUGUGGGUGGGGCUGGUUACGUGGUCACCAUUAGCCACACGAUUCACGCGUCCAGUGCUCAGAUGGCCUCUGGCUAUGCGGUGGCCGUGAUGGGCAUCGACUUCACCCUGCGCUACUUCUACAAAGUGCUGCUCGACCUGCUACCCAUCUGCAACCAGGACAAAGGCAACAAAAUUCGUUGUUUCAUCAUGGAGGACAGGGGAUACCUUGUGGCUCACCCCACGCUAAUCGACCCUAAAGGACACGCCCCAGCGGAGCAACAACACAUCACACACAAGGAGCCGCUGGUCGCUAACGACAUCCUCAACCACCCCAACUUUGUGAAGAAGAACCUGUGCAACAGCUUCAGCGAUCGGACAGUGCAGCGCUUCUACAAGUUCAACACCAGCAUCGUGGGCGACCUGACGAACCUGGUUCACGGAAGUCACUGCUCCAAGUACCGUCUGACACGCAUCCCCGGCACCAACGCCUUCGCCGGCAUCGUGAACGAGACGUGCGACUCGCUGGCGUUCUGCGCCUGCAGCACGGUGGACCGGCUGUGCCUCAACUGCCACAGGAUGGAGCAGAACGAGUGUGAGUGUCCGUGUGAGUGCCCUCUAGAGGUGAACGAGUGCACUGGAAACCUCACCAACGCAGAGAACAGGAACCCGAGCUGUGAGGUGCAUCAGGAGCCCCUCUCUCUGACGGUGAUAGACUCCAGCCUGCAGGACACGCUGCCCCAGUGCAUCAACACCCGCUGCAGCCAGCGCUUCACCAGCAGCGACUGCUUCGGGGUGCUGGACUGUGAGUGGUGCAUGGUGGACAGCGAUGGGAAGACUCAUCUGGACAAGCCCUACUGCGCCCUUCAGAAGGAGUGUUUCGGGGGGAUUGUGGGAGCCAAGAGCCCUUACAUGGACGCAAUGGGCCACCUGGAUGACGAGGUCAUAGCCAUCAACAUGAUAAAGAGUGCACCGGUGGGGCCUGUGGCCGGAGGCAUCAUGGGAUGCAUAAUGGUGCUGGUUCUGGCCGUGUACGCUUACCGGCACCAGAUCCACCGCCGCAGCCAUCAGCACAUGUCCCCGCUGGCCGCCCAAGAGAUGUCCGUCAGGAUGUCCAACCUGGACAACGAGCGGGACGAGAGAGACGAGGACAGCCACGAGGACAGGGGGAUAAUCAGCAACACGCGCUUCAUCGCGGCGGUGAUCGAGAGACACACACACAGUCCUGAGCGUAGGAGGAGAUACUGGGGAAGGUCUGGCACGGAAAGUGACCACGGUUACAGCACCAUGAGUCCCCAGGAGGACAGCGAGAACCCGCCCUGCAACAACGACCCCCUGUCAGCAGGUGUGGACGUGGGCAACCAUGACGAAGACAUGGACCUGGACACGCCGCCUCAGACCGCCGCCCUGCUCAGCCACAAGUUCCACCCGUACCGACACCCGCACCACCACCCGCUGCACCACACGCACCACCUACAGGCCGCCGUCACCGUGCACAGCGUCGACGCGGAGUGCUGAUCCACGCAGGCCUCGCCCGCCCCCCGCCCCGCCAACGGCUGCGCUCAAACCCCGUCCCAGAGGAGACGUUUGAUCCCGCUCAACCUGCCGGAGGUGAGAGGAGGGGAUGGACUCAGCCGGGAGGAACAAAGCAGGCCCCUGCUACUCAACACUGCUGGAGAUUUCCUCUGAGGGACUCCGGCGACCUUUACAGGACAACGCUGGCGGAAGUGGGAAAUGUGAGCUGUGCGGCAGGAUGAGUCAAAGUGAAGCAGCCGCUCGUGUGGGUUUGGGGGAGGGGUGGAUUCUUUCACAAAUGUAAACAAUGCAUCUCAGAUUUGUUUUUAACAAAAGGAUUAUUUUUCUACUAUUUAUUUAACUGGAACUGAAAUGUCCUAUUGACUACUGCCUGCGAUCGGUUUGAAAACACCCUUUAAAUCGUGACAGCAGCAGGCGGGAAAAGGACAUGCAGCGACUUUAUUUUUAUUGGGGAAAAUGACUCCAUUUUAAAACGGUUUUACGUUACGUACGAAAGAUCGAUGGAAGCAUGGAACUGAAGAUGAUGCAAUCGAAAUUGUCAAGCUAGAAACUGGUAACUCCGAGACUGCAAGAAUCACAACGUUCUUUUAAAGAUUUUUGAUUUUUAUUCAAAAGGAUGAAUACCUGAAACCUGCAGGGAGCAUCUAUAUGCCUGCCCAAAUUUCCAAAUCUUCAGAGGCAUGUCCGCGUGUGCAGUGACUGUCAUCACCUCAGAGAUUUGUGUGGGAUUGAGAGCACACAAAGCCUUGUUUGACUCCAUCAGGAACGCCAUCUAUGGCUGUGUAUCUGUUCGUGGAAAACCUCAGUGUUGAAUGGGUUCAAUUGGUUUCGAAGCUGGCUUAAGCUUUCAGGCUCGUCUCACUGAUAAACCCUGCCUACAGCGUACACCUCGGUAUGACUUCUGUGAGUGAGAUGGCUCCAGUUAAAUUAAAAGGGACACACAGACUCACUCAGUCUCCAUUGAAGGCAUGAUUUUAUGUUUUUAAAUGUGAUUCUAAAAGCUUUUGUAUUUAUACAUCAGCCCAGUGCACUGUUGGCAAGAAGAGACUGUCAAAACAGUUCUGCUUCUCCAGAUGAACGUUUAAUGUUUUGAUUGGUUACUUCAACAAAAUCAGAGAAAAUUAUUGUAUACAUUUAGUUUAGAAGUGGACUAAUCUGGUGUUCUCCAAGUUGUCUGAUCCGAACAAUGUAACAAUGCAAUGUCUAUGAAUGUUUGUUUUUGUUUUUUUUUGUUUUUUAAAUAACAAAUUUAGCUAUACAUGUGUUUUACACACCAUUAGAAAAAAACUUUUUUUUUUUUCCUGUGUAAAGUGUAUAGGUUGUGUUCUUGAUAAUCUUCAGUUUACCCUGGGUUGUUUUGAACUUUUUUUAAAAAGUGUACUGUUCAUGGUAUUGGACAAGAUUAGCUUACUGAUACUUUAUGUCCAUAUUGGAAUUUAAAAGAGAUUGAUAUUGGUGAUCUCAUUUUCCCCUCAAAAAGGUUAUAAACAGUUAAUAAAAUAUUUGACUGUUGGAAAAAUGUGUCCCCUAAUAUCACAAAGCAUUUUAGUCCAGGAAGACCGUUUUAUCCAGAUUCCUGGAAUUCAUGACAUUCACAUUAUAAAUGUGUUUUUAUAAAUUCCCUCUAUUCAUCAUGAAAUCUUGUGAAUUGAAUAUUUCUGUUAUAGAUUUACACAGAAGAAUUCCAUUAUUAUUUCGAAGUCUUGUAGCAUCCUCUGGCAUUACCGUAACACAUCUUUGAAAGUACUGCCAUUUUGAUGGAGAACAUUAACAGUAUUUACUGUUGUAACAAGUGUAAUCUUGUGUAUACUGAACACUAUGAAUUUCAUUAAUAUACUGAAGGAGCUUCAAUUUCUGUAUAUCAUUCCUUUUUCCCUAUGUAAUAUAUAAAGAAAAUAAUGGAGAUUUAUUGCAACAUGAAUGUAAUAAAAGGUCCACUUCCAUA
Molecule: messenger RNA, 6081 nt
Organism: Conger conger (European conger)
Lineage: Eukaryota; Metazoa; Chordata; Actinopteri; Anguilliformes; Congridae
Gene: cachd1
Product: cache domain containing 1
Exons: 27
Coding region: 240-4118 (1292 amino acids)
Cellular component (GO): voltage-gated calcium channel complex
Molecular function (GO): voltage-gated calcium channel activity
Source: RefSeq, a predicted model, not a curated record